GCUCAUCACAGUUGUUAACAGUUGAUAACAUCGGAGUGGAUCAGUGCAUCGCGACUGUUGCCAGGUCAGGAUCAAAAGUAGAAAUUUAACCAAAUCUUUAAGAGGCAGAUCGCAAGAUUAACUACAACGUUUUGACAAUGAGUCUUAAGGAAGAAUGAAGAAACCGGCGGUUUCCCUGGGUUGAGUUGGAAGAUAAGUUUUGAGUAGCCAGAGGAGUGUGAUUGUGCGGCAGGAAUCAUCGUCAUGAGCGCAGGUUUGUUGACUGGCAAUAGUUGAUGAGAAGUGUCAAUCGAUGUCGUUUGGGUUGUCGAAUUUGUCAAGCAAGCUAUAAAUAGUCGUUUAAUAUUGUUAUUUAAACAAUGCUAAAUUUGGGAUUCAAAUCAAAUGUAUUUGGUAUAAAAUAAUAAUUGGAGCUGUUUGGUGGCCCUAGUGCAUACACUAGGCUAGUGUUGAUUGUCGUUGUGCCUGGAGUAUUGGAUUGGUCCAAUUGGCAUAAGAACGGGCUGGAGGGAGUUUCCACCAUAUUUCUUACUACAUUCAGUUCCUUUUAAAUCCAUGAAGAAAAGUGAGCAAGUGCACAUUUAGUAGCUACUCUGUCCACUUGACCACUCAGCAGUCACAUAACCCGGCACCAGCUCCAUACUCCCCCCUCCUAGUAAUUCCCAUCGCUGCCUUGUUGGCUGGGCCAUUCAUGAGAUUACUGUACUGUUGAGAAGUGUGUGUGGAGAAAACAAUAGUCAUGUGAUAUGCCUGGUAUGUCAACCCCGCUGAGUGGUAUUGUGGUACUUGGUGACGGGCCUUUUUCUCCUCUUUCACCCAGCAUCUGUCUGCCUUUUCAGAAAAUUUAAAUGUUCAAUGGAUUAUUCGUUAUUUUUUUUUUAUACUUCAAGAAUCUUGAGAAUAUUACCUUUUACUUUCAUUUGAGUGCUUGAAGUCUUCGGGAUUUUGCCACUUUCUCUCAAUUUUUAACACCUGUUUCGUUCUCUCUCUCUCUCACGCUCUCUCUCUCUCUCUCUCUCUCUCUCUCUCCCCCCCUCUCCCCCUCUCUCUCCAGGCAUGCAGAAACCACCGGUUGCCCCCAAACCAAAGAUCGCCCAGCCACAGAGGCCAGGGCCCUACCCCUCCUCGGCCCCCAAACGAGAUGGCCUCUCCCAGGCUUCCCUCGGUACACCAAAGACAGUUAAACCAGCUCUGGCCCCCAAACCACCAUGCCUACCCAAACCAUGCCUCACCACCGCUGUGGAGUACAAACCUCUCUCCUCAAAGACUACCCAUCACCAUCAGACAACCGUGCAAGAUUCUCAGAGACCAUCAGAGAUGUCUACAAGUAUAGGUCUUCUGAACUCCAGGAAUGGAAUACCUGAUUGGGAUUAUAUUAUUCCUAUCUGCCUGUGUAGCCAGAAUAACUGUCUGUGUGUGGGGAACGGUAACGCAACGGAUGUAGUGAUUGACACAAUUCAAAAAGACUUGAAAACAUUGCAUAACAAAGGCAAAACGGAGGAAUCUAGAAUAAAUCCGGUUCCCAGAUUUCGAUCUCGAGAGAACAAAGGAGCCAACAACAACAAGAGCCAAGCAGUCAACAACACUCUACCAGACAUUUGCGUACAGGCUGUGUUGCUGUCCACCAAUAACCACCUCUUAAACCCCAAACAGAACCUAAACUCAGACAUUGUGACGUCAUCGUCACACCCUGACAUAAAGCACCCUCUUCCUCAGAGCAAUGAAGCCAACGGUAACGCCGUCACCACCUCCUCUAAUGCCAUUGGUGACGGAGAACAGGAAGACCCCACCAGCUCCACAGGGAUUGGCAGAGACACUGGCACAUCCAAUCAGAACCCAGCUGCUCCUAGGAAGCCCCUCCCUGUCCCUGUACUACGGAAACCCAGGAAGUCUGCUCUGGUUGGACAGGAAGACCCAGAGGAGGGGAGGGGUAGAGCGGAGGGGAGGCCAGGGAGGGAAACGACUGUCAGAAAGGUGAAGGUGUCACUGGAGAGGAAGAGCAGCCCAUCUCUUUCUGUCAACGCACCUGCUUCUCGGGCGCACAACGUCCCAGAAUGUCCUGCCAGUACAAAUGAUAGCUGGGAGGGUCUCCCAUCCUACAGGACACCCGGCCCACCACCUGUUCCUGCUGCUCCCCCUCCCAGAAAGGACGCAUUUCUGUCUGAACCUGAGAGAGGAGCACAGACCUCCUCUGCCACCUCCUCUCAGCACCUCCUCCCCACCUCCUCCCCUCUGCACCUCCUCCCCACGGAUGACGGCGUCUAUGAAAUGGAGUGUUCAGUGGAAGAGGAGGAGGAAGGGAAGGAUGAAGAGGAGGAGGAGAUACAUGGUGAGAUUAGUUGUCGUCCUCUCUCGACCAGUCUUCCCAACCAGCUAGAGUUCGACUCCAACUGCCACUUUCUCCUCACCUUAGCAACCACUGAGCGUUACAAAGAAAAUGCGAGUGCUCAAAACAAGAUGGCCGGCGUCCCCAAGAAACCGCUGGGACACAGCUCCCCAGGUGCAUGGGUACUGAAGAAGGAACUGUCAGAAGAGAGAGAAGGGGAGGAACGAAAGACUUCCGAUAGUGACGAUGAUGGACGUGCCCUCACCAAGGCCGUGAAAGCUAUGAGAAAGCUCCCUGCAACCCCAGGAGAGGAUAAACCACGAAGGAGCAGCAUCCUUCAGACGCUGGUGUCUCCUGUAUCCCGUAAGGGGAGCACAGACAACACACAGACAAAGGGCAGCUUGCCAACAGAUGAAACGCUGUCACCGUCCAAGCAGUCUCGCUCCAGCCUGGGGAAACAGAAGGCCAAGUCCUUCUCCUCCGCCGACCUGACCCCCUCUGUGGGACAGAAACGGAACUCCUUCCGGAGGCUUCUGGAUCUGAAACUCUCUGUCAAGAUGCUGCCCAAGCUGCUAGCCAAGGGAGGCCAGUCUCUAGACUGUACUGCAGCUGAGGCAGAACAAUGUGCGGAUGAUGUACACCAAAAUAGUGGCGUCUGUUUCCAGGAACGCCUGGGCGUUCGGGUGGGGGACGCCUGCAAGUUCUCCUGUCCCCAGCUGGGGGUGAUCGGGGUUGGUACGGAGCAGAGCGUGGACGGGGAUGAGAUCCACUACCCCGGAGCGGAGCAGGCUGUGGAGUAUGAAAAUGUUCCCUAUUACGAGGCGAUACCUGAGUAUUUUAACCAGCCUGUUGGACUGGGACUACGGGGGAGUGAGCUGAGGGUGGGUACACCACCGGACCAGUCGGAGUGGCACAACCACCUGUAUGAUGAUGCCAAUAUCUAUGAGGAACAGGAGCCGUACCAUGCCCUGAAGAAACACAGUGAACAGCACAGCAGCACUGAGAGGUAUUCUUCUGAUUGUUUGUUCUAAUGCCGUCAAGGUAAAAUGACCCAGACUCUUUUUCUUUUUGAAUAGAUUUGACAUAUGUUGCGUAUGUUUUGUUGGACAGGGAAGAGGAAUGUAGUAGGAAAGAUAGAUGGAGACUGAAUGUGUCAGAAAGGCAGUGGACUGGAUUCGAACCCGCGGCGAUUCAAAGUGGCAUAAACUCUAUUUACAGCUGCCAGCCAAGUCCUCUCAUAUCCUGAUGCAGCGUUCUAGGAGAAGCGAUAACUGUCAAUGUGACUUCCUUGCAUGUGUGUGGUUGUUGAGUUGGAUACUCCACUCUGUCUGGUGAGGAAGACUGGCACUAAAGCGUGUUCUAUCUUAGCAGCACACCUUUCACAGGUUGGUUGUUAUUCUUAGCGAUUCUGUGUCAUGAGUCAUGACAGACUAAGGGGAAUUAUGCUCAGUAUGUAGUGUUAAUGGAAACUCCAGUCUGGUGAUCUGAGCUAGGCUGGCACUAAAGCGUGUUCUGGAGUGACACAUCUUUCAGAGAUUCACUUAAAUAUCCAGCUGCAUGGGAAUUUAGUGUAAUGAGGGAUGUUGUUUGAUGACCCUUUCCUCAGAAACAUAAGCAACAUUUCCAUACAUUUUAGUCCUUUUUAGUAGUCACUCUUAUCCAGUUACUUAGAGACUAUAUAUAGUCUUGCAUCGCUGUCUGUCACUCUUUUAGAGGUUUGUUGUGGCCAUUUUAGAAUCUAGGUCUAUUCUGAGCAGACUUUAAAGGUAAGGUAUCAGUGUUAUCGGUACCUCAACGACCGGCACUAAAAGUGGUCUGACUAAAAAUCAGUUGGCGUUUGAAAAAUAUAAAGCAGCUCAGGAUUACAGUGUUCUGUGUUCUGUGCCUUGAACCAACGGCUCAGUGUGUUAGUCAGGCCUGUGUGUUUCAGAGUGCAACAAUCACAAACAAAGCACAAUCAGCUGAUCACUUAUACAAAACAGCCAUAGAAGCAUCUCUACUGUGAACAGGGUAUAUUGCCUAAGUAUGCACAGAGGAGGCGGCUACUUCAGGUAGCCCAGUUCUAAACAAAUCCUACCAGCCCCUAUCAAGAGUUCUGCCAAGCCUUUUGCUUGGCUAGGUGGUAUUUUUGUAAUAUUAUAGCUUGUUGGAGUCAAUAAGGGGUUAGGAUUAGGGUAGAGUUACCGGUUUGGAACCGGGGCUUUCUAAUGUUUGGUUUGACCUGUGGCUUACACCUAUCCAAACCUUUCAUUUCCUCAUGUUCUAGGAGUAGAGAGGGGUAACUGGUUUGGAACCAAGUCCUUUGUCAUGUUUGGGUUGGCGGCAGAGGUGGCAUCCAGCCAAACCCGUCAGCUGACCCAAGGCAUUGCUUUUGGUCUUGUAUGUUGAGUUGUGUGUGAGGAGUUGACUAGUAACAUGUGUUUUCCCUGGUCGGACUGUCAAACCUCUAUUUCAUGUGUGUACUGUGUGGUCACUCCAGGAAAUGGUGGAAUACUAAUGGACUGAUGAUUUUUCUUCAGUAAAAAAUACCCCCCCCCCACUUGCCCAGUUCCCUUCUCUCCCUCUUUCACAUUUAUACACUUUUUUUUUAAGGUUACACUCUGUCUUCCCACCCCUUCUUUCCCAUAGGUGUGAGACUGUGAGUUUCAGGAUGAUUUUCCAGGUGUGUGUCUGUUCUUACUGACCAUCAUAUCUUGUUCCAACAGGAGUUCUGUAGAUGAGGAUGUUGGCCCACUAGAUGAUGAAGGUCAGUCUGAUGAGGACAUCAUGGUUCAGAGUUCAGAAGAAGAGGAUGAUGACAGUUCUUCCUCUAGUAAAGGAGAACCUGAGCAUCCUGAGGAGAGGGAGGUGAGACACUGCAAUUAGAAAGAAAAUAUGCCACUUAGCAGACGUUUUUAUGUGAAGUGACUUGCAGUACAGUGAGUGCAUGCAUUUCUAGUAUCUGAUCCCUGUGAGAAUUGAACCAAUAACCUUGGUGAAAUGUAGUGAUUUACCUGAUGUGUUUGUACCCGUGUCCUUGCCAGGCUGGCAGGGGUGCCAAGCAGAGCAAGAUAGUCCACAUCGCCAGGGAGAUCAUGAGCUCCGAGAAUGUAUUUGUCAACGUCCUGAAGCUUCUCCAUAUCGUGAGUAUUCUGGCAUUUUCCCUCUGUGCUACAUAUUUGAUAGCCUAUCAACACCGUUUUUGUAUGAAGCUAUCUUAGUCUCAAGUCCUGUGGUUUGUGUUUUUCUGUACUGUCUGGAGAACUCCCGUAUGUUCUCCAGACUGCUCCAUGUGUGUUUGAUUAUGCUAACCACUGGGCCACACCCCACCAAGAGGGGACACACUGGGUUUCUGGGCCUUGCACACUACACCUCACUCCUCUCAUCCGCACGGCUUGCAUUCCUGUUGGUUUCCCUAGGCCUUUCAGCGGUGGUGUGAUCUGACAGUGGUCCAAGAGAGAGAGAGAAAUUAUGUUCAGCUGGUCUGAGCUGGAGUAUGGUCACUUAAUGGUGUUUUGUUGAACUUAGUUUUGGUCUAACCAGUCAUUCGCUGCUAUCCUGCUCGGUUUAGGUUUGAACAUCUUACCAAUAGUGAAACAGCUGAUGUCUAGGUUCAGCCAGGGAUUUUUCUAAUUAGUUGCACAAUAGGGGGUUUUUUUUCUCCUUGUUUACACAUACAGUACAUUCCAAGGACUAAGACGUGGUAGGUCUGCACGAGAUACGAAGUGAGAGAAUAAUGCUGUAGGCAGUGCCUCAGAUGAAACAUGACUGACUGAGUCACUAGCUCUGAAACCACACUGUGGGGGAGAGGCAGGAAGUUAUGCUGUAGGCAUGUGUUUGAUUCAGCAAUCUAUCUGCCCUUUUAACCAAAUCACCAGUGUAAUGGAAAAUGUAUUGCCGUCUUCACUGACUGGUUGUGGGGUGAUGGGGCAUAUUGAUAUUCAUAUGGUGGGGCCAUGAUUUGUUAUGGGGGUGUCCUGUGCAGUCCCCUUCCCCCCCCCCAGUACUUGAACCUUGAGCCCCCCCCCCCCCCCCCCCACCUCAGCUGAGCAGUGCAUUAAGACUGUGAGCAGCAGAUGUAACCAACAGGAGCUCCCUGCUACAGGGCCUGGGCCCCUUACGGCCAAUCUGGUGCUGAAUGUGUUGUAAUCUGUUCUGUAAGCAGUUUCUCUGUUGCCCUAGUUGUGCCCCGUAAACCACAAAUAAAGCACCAAAUACCUCCACCAUCAUCAGAAAGAGAAGCAGAAACAGCUUUCCCUGCUAGCCCCAAGGCUCUUCUCCUCCCCUCCCCUCCCCUCCCGCUACCCUCCUCUACUCUUUAAGGACUGGGGAUGUGUGGGGUUCCUGGAAACAAACAGGGCUUUAAUGGAAGGCUGCUUGGUAUAGAGGUCAGAGGUCGAGGAUGGCUCGUGCACUGAAAUGUUCGCAAUUUAGAACAUUUGGUGUGGUGUGUUUGCAGCCUAACACUUUUAAUGUGUUCUAUAAAAAGAAUAGCCAUGAUAUACAGACUAAUUGUGUGUGUGUGUGUGUGUGUGUGUGUGUGUGUGUGUGUGUGUGUGUGUGUGUUGCCUGUCUUUCUCUCUGACACGUCCAUCCCUCUCCCCCUACAGGACUUCCGUGAGGCGGUGGCAAAGACGUCCCGUCGGAGUGGGAAGCCUGUUAUAGAGGAGCCUAUUCUGAACCAGAUCCUGUACUAUCUGCCCCAGCUCUACGAACUGAACCAGGACCUGCUCAGAGAGCUGGAGGAGAGGGUCGCCCAGUGGUACUAGUUUAGAACAAUAGAAUUUUCACAGUACCGUGCCAACCUGAACCGAUCUGUGCUGGCAUGGACUUCCAUGUUUUUAUAUUGUCCUUUCCAGCAAGGUUCCAGUAUCUAUUGUGGAUGCAUAACCAGGCCAGCUCAACACAGCUCGUCUUGGAUUGACUCAGUAGUGUGAAAAGGGUGUAAUUAGAAUUCAUAGAAUUAUUCAUUAUAUUUCUAUGACCAGACCCACCACUAUCUGAUCUCCAUCAACAUCCUUUAAUAACCAUGACGAAGCAAUUACACCUACAUAAGUCUCUGUCAUGACACACAAACACACAUCUAUCAGUCCUCAGGUAAACCACACAUAAAAAUCAAAUCAGGUGGUAAAUCUAAGCUUGACUGGUUAAAUGUUGCAUCUUUCACCAAUACUGUGCUAGCUCUAACUGAAAUAAAUCAGAGACUCCAUCGCUCACUCUCUUAAUGUCUGAGCCUCUGUUUCAUUGAUCAGGGACGAGCAUGGUCGGCUAGCGGACAUCUUUGUGAAGAAAGGGCCCUAUCUGAAGAUGUACUCCACGUACAUCCGAGAAUUUGACAAGAAUGUGGCCCUACUAGACGAGCAUAGCAGGAAGAACCCAGCCUUCGCGGCAGUGGUGCGGGAAUUUGAGGUAAACCACUGGGUCAACCCGUUUUGGUGUGUUAUUGCUUGAAGUUGAAGGGUUGUUUGUGAUAUGCUUGGUGUUGGUGUCUCUCGGUAUGUGUGUGUGUGUGUGUGUGUGUGUGUUUUACUUUCUGUCUGUACAUGUGUGCAUGUUUGUGCCUGCCAGUGUGUGUUGUAAAUAAUGUUUUCUGACUCUGUUGCUCAGGCUGGUCCUCGCUGUGCCAGCCUUGCUCUGAGGCAUUACCUACUGAAACCUGUUCAGAGGAUCCCUCAAUAUCAGAUGCUGCUCACAGGUAAACUGCAGCAGAGUGUGUGGUUGUUAUGGGCCGUGUUCCAGAGUGUGUGGUUGUUAUGGGCCGUGUUCCUGGACACAGUCCUGGACAACGAAAAAAGCCUGUCAGACAUAUCAGGAUUAGACUAUUACUAUUCAAAUGUGCACAGAGAGCUAACAAGAUUGCUAAAUCAUUGCACAUAAUUACAGUAAACAACUCCUUCCACCUUUUCAUCGGCAAGAUUAGCAAAUUUAGGCAUGACAUGCCAGCAACAAAUGCCGACACUAUACAUCCAAGUAUAACUGACCAAAUUAUGAAAGACAAGCAUUGUAAUUUUGAGUGUGGAAAAGGUGAAAAAAUGAUUGUUGUCUAUCAACAAUGAUAAGCCACCUGGGUCUGACAACUUGGAUGGAAAAUUACUGAGGAUAAUAGUGGACGGUAUUGCUACUCCUAUUUGCCAUAUCUUCAAUCUAAGCCGACAAGAAAGUGUGUGCCCUCAGACCUGGAGGGAAGCAAAAGUAAUUCCGCUACCCAAGAAUAGUAAAGCCCCCUUUACUGGCUCAGGUAGCUUAGUGGGUAAGAGCGUUGUGCCAGUAACCGAAAGGUCGCUGGUUCUAAUCCCGGAGCCGACUAGGUGAAAAAUCUGUUGAUGUGCCCUUAAGCAAGGCACUUAACCCUAAUUGCUCCUGUAAGUCGCUCUGGAUAAGAGAGUCUGCUAAAUGACUAAAAUGUAAAAUGUAAAUAUCCAACCAAUCAGCCUGUUACCAACCCUUAGUAAACUUUGGGAAAAAUUGUGUUUGACCAGAUACAGGUACAAUGCUAUUUUACAGUAAACAAAUUGACAACAGACUUUCAGCACGCUUAUAGGGAAGGACAUUCAACGUGCAUGGCACUUACACAAAUGACUGAUGAUUGGCUGAGAGAAAUUGAUGAUAAAAGAUUGUGGGAGCUGUUUUGUUAGACUUCAGUGCGGCUUUUGACAUUAUCGAUCAUAGUCUGCUGCUGGAAAAAACGUAUGUGUUAUGGCUUUACACCCCCUGCUAUAUUGUGGAUAAAGAGUUACCUGUCUAACAGAACACAGAGGGUGUUCUUUAAUGGAAGCCUCUCCAAGAUAAUCCAGGUAGAAUCAGGAAUUCCCCAGGGCAGCUGUUUAGGCCCCUUGCUUUUUUCCAUCUUUACUAACGACAUGCCACUGGCUUUGAGUAAAGCCAGUGUGUCUAUGUAUGCGGAUAACUCAACACUAUACACGUCAGCUACUACAGCAACUGAAAUCACUGCAAAACGUAAAGAGUUGCAGUUAGUUUCGGAAUGGGUGGCAAGGAAUAAGUUAGUCCUGAAUAUUUCUAAAACUAAAAGCAUUGUAUUUGGGACAAAUCAUUCACUAUACCCUAAACCUCAACUAAAUCUUAUAAUGAAUAAUGUGGAAAUUGAGCAAGUUGAGGAGACUAAACUGCUUGGAGUAACCCUGGAUUGUAAACUGUCAUGGCCAAAACAUGUUGAUGCAGCAGUAGCUAAGAUGGGGAGAAGUCUGUCUAUAAUAAAGCGUUGCUCUGCAUUCUUAACAACACUAUCAACAAGGCAGGUCCUACAGGCUCUAGUUUUGUCGCAGCUGGACUACUGUUCAGUCGUGUGGUCAGGUGCCACAAAGAGGGACUUAGGAAAAUUACAAUUGGCUCAGAACAGGGCAGCACGGCUGGCCCUUGGAUGUACACGGAGAGCUAACAUUAAUAAUAUGAAUGUCAAUCUCUCAUGGCUCAAAGUAGAGGAGAGAUUGACUUCAUCACUACUUGUUUUCUUAAGAAGUAUUGACAUGCUGAAUGCACAGAAAUGUCUGUUUUUAAACUUCUAGCAUACAGCUCGGACACUCAUGCAUACCCCACAAGACAUGCCACCAGAGGUCUUUUCACAGUCCCCAAGUCCAGAACAGACUAUGGGAGGCGCACAGUACUACAUAUAGCCAUGACAACAUGGAACUCUAUUCCACAUCAGGUAACUGAUGCAAGCAGCAGAAUCAGAUUUUUUUUAAACAGGUAGAAAUACACCUUCUGGAACAGUGGGGACUGUGAAGAGACACACAGGUACAGACACAAGCUUACACAUACAGUGGGGAAAAAAAGUAUUUAGUCAGCCACCAAUUGUGCAAGUUCUCCCACUUAAAAAGAUGAGAGAGGCCUGUAAUUUUCAUCAUAGGUACACGUCAACGAUGACAGACAAAUUGAGAAAAUAAAAUUCCAGAAAAUCACAUUGUAGGAUUUUUUAUGAAUUUAUUUGCAAAUUAUGGUGGAAAAUAAGUAUUUGGUCAAUAACAAAAGUUUCUCAAUACUUUGUUAUAUACCCUUUGUUGGCAAUGACACAGGUCAAACGUUUUCUGUAAGUCUUCACAAGGUUUUCACACACAGUUGCUGGUAUUUUGGCCCAUUCCUCCAUGCAGAUCUCCUCUAAAGCAGUGAUGUUUUGGGGCUGUCGCUGGGCAACACGGACUUUCAACUCCCUCCAAAGAUUUUCUAUGGGGUUGAGAUCUGGAGACUGGCUAGGCCACUCCAGGACCUUGAAAUGCUUCUUACGAAGCCACUCCUUCGUUGCCCGGGCGGUGUGUUUGGGAUCAUUGUCAUGCUGAAAGACCCAGCCACGUUUCAUCUUCAAUGCCCUUGCUGAUGGAAGGAGGUUUUCACUCAAAAUCUCACGAUACAUGGCCCCAUUCAUUCUUUCCUUUACACGGAUCAGUCGUCCUGGUCCCUUUGCAGAAAAACAGCCCCAAAGCAUGAUGUUUCCACCCCCAUGCUUCACAGUAGGUAUGGUGUUCUUUGGAUGCAACUCAGCAUUCUUUGUCCUCCAAACACGACGAGUUGAGUUUUUACCAAAAAGUUAUAUUUUGGUUUCAUCUGACCAUAUGACAUUCUCCCAUUCUGGAUUAUCCAAAUGCACUCUAGCAAACUUCAGACGGGCCUGGACAUGUACUGGCUUAAGCAGGGGGACACGUCUUGCACUGCAGGAUUUGAGUCCCUGGUGGCGUAGUGUGUUACGGAUGGUAGGCUUUGUUACUUUAGUCCCAGCUCUCUGCAGGUCAUUCACUAGGUCCCCCCGUGUGGUUCUGGGAUUUUUGCUCACCGUUCUUGUGAUCAUUUUGACCCCACGGGGUGAGAUCUUGCGUGGAGCCCCAGAUCGAGGGAGAUUAUCAGUGGUCUUGUAUGUCUUCCAUUUCCUAAUAAUUGCUCCAACAGUUGAUUUCUUCAAACCAAGCUGCUUACCUAUUGCAGAUUCAGUCUUCCCAGCCUGGUGCAGGUCUACAAUUUUGUUUCUUGGUGUCCUUUGACAGCUCUUUGGUCUUGGCCAUAAUGGAGUUUGGAGUGUGACUGUUUGAGGUUGUGGACAGGUGUCUUUUAUACUGAUAACAAGUUCAAACAGGUGCCAUUAAUACAGGUAACGAGUGGAGGACAGAGGAGCCUCUUAAAGAAGAAGUUACAGGUCUGUGAGAGCCAGAAAUCUUGCUUGUUUGUAGGUGACCAAAUACUUAUUUUCCACCAUAAUUUGCAAAUGAAUUCAUAAAACAAAUCCUACAAUGUGAUUUUCUGGAUUUUAUUUUCUCAAUUUGUCUGUCAUAGUUGACGUGUACCUAUGAUGAAAAUUACAGGCCUCUCUCAUCUUUUUAAGUGGGAGAACUUGCACAAUUGGUGACUGACUAAAUACUUUUUUUCCCCACUGUACACAUGAUACACAUGUUAAGACACACACUCUACACACACGUAUUUUGUGUUGUAAAUAUGUGGUAGUAGAGUAGUGGCCUGAGGAAACACACUUAAUGUGUUGUGAAAAGUGUUAUGAAAUCUAAUGUCAUGUAAUACUUUAAAUUGUAUACAACUGCCUUAAUGUUGCUGGACCCUAGGAAGAGGAACUGCUGGGAUCCAUAAUAAAUACAAGUAAGCUAAAUGGUGUCACAUCACCAUCUACUGGUCAAAGACAUUCAAAACAUGUCGAAUUCUCCACCUAUUCCUCAAGCCACUCAUACUAAGAUUUUGAAGCAUGGUCCAAAUCUGAUUUGGUGACAUAACAAGCUUUAGCAUGUAAGAGGGCUUAGCAUCGCAUGAGACUAAUGGACGCACAGCUCUGAACGUUGCCAAAAUGUAAACAAUUUAUUUUCACCACGUCACUCUUGUAUAAUUCCAUUUCACAAGCACCUUUUGGUUGUUGUAUAUCAGGAUUUUCAGAGUCCAAUUACAUUUCAGGAAUUUCCUACACAAUUCAAAGCACUUGUCCUGUGUAGUAACAAAGGCACCUGUAUUGACCUAUUGAACUGCCAAUUGGCCGUUCCUAGUGUCGUAUCAUUGGCAUGUUUUAUGUUCUCUGAAAUGGUUUGUCUUUUCAGACUACCUGAAGAACCUGUCUCCAGACUCAGCAGAUUACAAAGACACACAAGGUAAAGCUGCAUAAAAUAAUUGUAUGUAGAGCAAGUGGCCUCAACAGCACAGGGUGUCAACAUUAUUGUAGAGAGCACGACAAGUGUAGUAGCUGUAAUAGACUGAAGUGAACCAGAAAGUCUGGGGUAUUAAAUGUAUUAUUUUACUGAAAUAGUAGCCUAAUCCUGUAUCUCCACAUCCACCCACAGCUGCCCUGGGCAUAGUGAAGGAGGUGGCCAACCAUGCCAAUGACAUCAUGAAACAGGGGGUGAGAUAGAAGAACAUCAUUUUACUUGUCUUUAAGUUCACUGCCUUUAUGACAAUAGCUGUGGUGGAAUAUUCACUUUUUUUUAAUUUUUCCUAUUAUUCUCUCAGGAUAACUUCCAGAAGCUGAUUCAGGUUCAGUGCAGUCUGAACGGACACCAUGAGAUCGUCCUGCCUGGGAGGGUGGGUAUCAGCAUGGUCCUCCUGGCUCACUGAUAUGAAUUUGGUUCUUCACUGAUUGGCUUCGAAAGAGUUAUAGCACUGGUAUCUGAUUGGUGUGUUCCAGGUGUUCCUGAAAGAGGGGGUUCUGAUGAAGCUCUCCAGGAAGAUCAUGCAGCCCAGGAUGUUCUUCCUGGUGAGUAGGAAACAAAAUUAGCCUUUUUUUUUAUUUGACACGUUCAGAUAGUGCCUUCUGAUUCGUUCCUACUGAACACUACCCAGCUGUGUCUCCUUCCUUUCUCCCGGCACAUGUAUCGAAAGCAUGACGUCUGAUCAUAGCCGCGGGAAGUAGGGGUGUUUUGAAGAAAUAAAAAAUCCCUUCAAAAUUUACUCCUGUAUGAGCGGACUAAAAUAGUCGUCAGCAGUGUGGGAAGAAAAAAUUAUCUCAGCACGCCCAACCCAUCUUCCCGCAGCCGUGGGUCUGAUACCGACAGGCUCGGAGACAGUUUCUAUCUACAAGCCAUCAGACUGCUGAACACUUGAACUGGACUGACCACCUUAGCACUGACUCUACAAACCUUAGCACACAUGCACUCACUAACCCACACACAUAUACUCACUACACCACACACACAUACACUGAGUAUACCAAACAUUAGGAACACCUUCUUAAUAUUGAGUUGUACCCCCCCCCCCCCUUUUGCCCUCAGAACAGCCUCAAUUCAAUGGGGCAUGGACUCUACAAGGUGUCGAAAGCAUUCUACAGGGAUGCUGGCCCAUGUUGACUCCAAUGCUUCCCCACUGUUGUGUCAAGUUGGCUGGAUGUCCUUUGGGUGGUGGACCAUUCUUGAUUACACACAGGAAACUGUUGAGUGUGAAAAAGCCAGCAGCGUUGCAGUUCUUAACACAAACCGGUGCACCUGGCACCUACUACCAUACCCCAUUCAAAGGGACUUAAAUCUUUUGUCUUGCCCAUUCACCCUCUGAAUGGCACUCAUACACAAUCCAUGUCUCAAUUGUCUCAAGGCUUAAAAAUACUUAUUUGACCCAUCUCCUCCCCUUAAUCUACAGUACCAGUCAAAAGUUUGGACACACCUACUCAUUCAAGGGUUUUUCUUUAUUUUUUACUAUUUUCUACAUUGUAGAAAUAAUAGUGAAGACAUCAAAACUAUGAAAUAACACUGAUAAAAUAAAGAAAAACCCUUGAAUGAGUAGGUGUGUCCAAACUUUUGACUGGUACUGUACUCUGAUUUGAAGUUGAUUUUACAAGUGACAUCAAUAAGGGAUCAUACCUUUCACCUGGUUUUCACCUGGUCAGUCUAUGUACAGUGGGGGGGAAAAAGUAUUUAGUCAGCCACCAAUUGUGCAAGUUCUCCCACUUAAAAAGUGAGAGAGGCCUGUAAUUUUCAUAAAGGGACACGUCAACUAUGACAGACAAAUUGAGAUUUUUUUUCUCCAGAAAAUCACAUUGUAGGAUUUUUAAGAAUUUAUUUGCAAAUUUAGGGUUUGGAAAAUAAGUAUUUGGUCACCUACAACAAGCAGAUUUCUGGCUCUCACAGACCUGAAAACUUCUUCUUUAAGAGGCCUCUGUCCCCACUCGUUACCUGUAUUAAUGGCACCUGUUUGAACUUGUUAUCAUUUAUAAAAACACCUGUCCACAACCUCAAACAUUUCACACUCCAAACCCCACUAGGGCCCAAAGACCAAAGAGCUGUCAAAGGACACCAGAAAAAAUUUGUAGACCUGCACCAGGCUGGGAAGACUGAAUCUGCAAUAGGUAAGCAGCUUGGUUUGAAGAAAUCAACUGUGGGAGCAAUUAUUAGGAAAUGGAAGACAUACAAGACCACUGAUAAUCUCCCUCGAUCUGGGGCUCCACGCAAGAUCUCACCCCGUGGGGUCAAAAUGAUCACAAGAACGGUGAGCAAAAAUCCCAGAACCACAUGGGGGGACCUAGUGAAUGACCUGCAGAGAGCUGGGACCAAAGUAACAAAGCCUACCAUCAGUAACACACUACGCCGCCAGGGACUCAAAUCCUGCAGUGCCAAACGUGUCCCCCUGCUUAAGCCAGUACAUGUCCAGGCCCGUCUGAAGUUUGCUAGAGUGCAUUUGGAUGAUCCAGAAGAGGAUUGGGAGAAUGUCAUAUGGUCAGAUGAAACCAAAAUAGAACUUUUUGGUAAAAACUCAACUCGUCGUGUUUGGAGGACAAAGAAUGCUGAGUUGCAUCCAAAGAACACCAUACCUGCUGUGAAGCAUGGGGUGGAAACAUCAUGCUUUGGGGCUGUUUUUCUGCAAAGGGUCCAGGACGACUGAUCCGUGUAAAGGAAAGAAUGAAUGGGGCCAUGUAUCGUGAGAUUUUGAGUGAAAACCUCCUUCCAUCAGCAAGGGCAUUGAAGAUGAAACGUGGCUGGGUCUUUCAGCAUGACAAUGAUCCCAAACACACCGCCCGGGCAACGAAGGAGUGGCUUCGUAAGAAGCAUUUCAAGGUCCUGGAGUGGCCUAGCCAGUCUCCAGAUCUCAACCCCAUAGAAAAUCUUUGGAAGGAGUUGAAAGUCCGUGUUGCCCAGCGACAGCCCCAAAACAUCACUGCUCUAGAGGAGAUCUGCAUGGAGGAAUGGGCCAAAAUACCAGCAACAGUGUGUGAAAACCUUGUGAAGACUUACAGAAAACGUUUGACCUGUGUCAUUGCCAACAAAGGGUAUAUAACAAAGUAUUGAGAAACUUUUGUUAUUGACCAAAUACUUAUUUUCCACCAUAAUUUGCAAAUAAAUUCAUUAAAAAUCCUACAAUGUGAUAUUCUGGAUUUUUUUUUCUCAUUUUGUCUGUCAUAGUUGACGUGUACCUAUGAUGAAAAUUACAGGCCUCACUCAUCUUUUUAAGUGGGAGAACUUGCACAAUUGGUGGCUGACUAAAUACUUUUUUUCCCCCACUGUACACUCAGUGUAUAUACAUUCAUGCUACAUUUACAUUUACAUUUUAGUCAUUUAGCAGACGCUCUUAUCCAGAGCGACUUACAGUUAGUGAAUACAUUUAAUUUUAUUUUUUUAUACUGGCCCCCCGUGGGAAUCGAACCCACAACCCUGGCGUUGCAAACGCCAUGCUCUAUCAACUGAGCUACAUCCCUGCCGGCCAUUCCCUCCCCUACCCUGGGCCAAUUGUGCGCCGCCCAUGAGUCUCCCGGUCGCGGCCGGCUGCGACAGAGCCUGGAUUCGAACCAGGAUCUCUAGUGGCACAGUUAGCACUGCGAUGCAGUGCCUUAGACCACUGCGCCACUCAGGAGUACACAUCACAACGGCUGCUUCCAGACUCAUGAUUAUUAUUAUUGCUAAAUACUGCACAAUGAGCAAUUCCAGUGAAUAAAAAUGUAUUUCUUAUAUUAUUUUUUUACCAGUUCAACGACACAUUGCUGUACACCACCCCUGUUCAAUCUGGCCAGUUCAAACUCAACAACAUGCUGUCUCUGACUGGGAUGAAGGUGAGAGCUCAUUAUCCGUGUCUGAAAUGGCACCCUGUUCCCUAUAUAGUGCAUUAAAUCUGGCCAGAGCCACAUAAAGCAAUAUGGAUCAAUUUCAGAUUAGUUUUUUAAUGUUCCACCACAAAAUCAUAGUAUUACUCUGGUAAGAAAGCUUGUAAUAGUUAUGUUAAAAAAAUGAAUGUAAUUGCAGGUUAGCAAGCCCAGCCAAGAGGCCUUUCAGAAUGAGCUGACCAUUGAGAGUGUGGAACGCUCCUUCAUACUCUCUGGCAGGUGAGAACCGGUCACAAUAUAGAGCAAGUUGUAAUGCUUCAUAUUUAAUCAAUAAGGCCUGAGGGGGUGUGGUAUAUGGCCAAUAUACCCACGGCUAAGGGCUGUUCUUAUGCACGGCGCAACGAGGAGUGCCUGGAUACAGCCCUUAGCCGUGGUAAUUUGGCCAUAUACCACAAACCCCAGAGGUGCCUUAUUGCUAUUAUAAACUGGUUACUAACGUAAUUAGAGCAGUAAAAAUACAUGUUUUGUCAUACCUGUGGUAUUAUGGUCUGAUAUACCACGGCUGUCAGCCAAUCAGCAUUCAGGGCUCGAACCAACCAGGUUAUUUACAUUUACGUCAUUUAGCAGACGCUCUUAUCCAGAGCGACUUACAAAUAGGUGCAUUCACCUUAUAGCCAGUGGGAUAACCACUUUACAAUAUUUUUUUAUUUUGUUAUUUUUUAUUUAUAAUACUGAUUAUAAGCAUGUAUGAGACUUUAUCAUCUCUUUAUAAAAGAGCUUAUUCAAAAUGGCUGGUAUUUAGUCAGGAUCGUUAUGAGAUUAUUAUAAGACAUUAUAACAGGUUCAUACAUGCUUAUGACAAUUCUUUAAAUAAUUGUAACUGCAUAAUAAUACAUGAUACCUGCUGGCUUUGUAAAGUGUUACCCAUCUAUUUACCCUUGCAUUAAACAAUAAUUUCAUGUCCAGUUCAGCAGUAGACUGACACGUCCUGUCUUCUUCUUCUGUAGUUCUGCGGUGGAGAGAGAUGAUUGGCUUGAGGCCAUCUCCACGGCGAUCAAUGACUACACCAGGAAGAAGAUCUCCUUCAUCUCCAGCAAGUCUCAGGAGGAGGUAGUGAUGACAUGACAAGCGUUACAAUGCAUUAUAACUGCGUCAUAGUGCAUUAUACCUGCAGGCUUUGAGUAAGGUAUUACAGAGGGGUUGAGAUGGGCAGAAGACACAAAUUGGACAAUAAAGUCUAUUCUAUACUAUUCUAUGUGCAGACUGGGUCUGAGGACACUGGCAGUGGAGUUCCCCUGGGUUCUAAGGCCCCUAUCUGGAUCCCAGACCCAAGGGCCACCAUGUGUAUGGUCUGCACCUGUGAGUUCACCCUCACCUGGAGACGACACCACUGCCGAGCCUGUGGAAAGGUAAGGGGCACAAUUAAACAGAGCAUUAAGAACAUUUAAUUAAAACAUUAUAUUGUAUUGCUAUGGAUGAGGGGGGCAUCUUCCACUGGGACCACAGAACAUAUGCCUCAGUGGAUUUAAGAAUCCCACUCAAAAUCAUUAAAGAAAGGCUGGGAUUUGUUGCUGUACCAUUGGUUUAUGUUUCAGUGUAUGCAUUACAUACAUGCAUUGCAAAUAUUGCACACUCUAGAAUGCCCUUCAAGCCAAUCAGAAACUAGUAUUCAACAAUGCCGUGGUAUAGUAAUAAUGUUUGUACACCAUCUAUAGGUGGUGUGCCAGUCCUGCUCCUCCAACAAACAAUGUCUGGAGUAUCUGAAGAACCAGCUGGCCAGAGUGUGUGAUCAGUGCUUUAUUGUACUACAGCAGCAGAGAAGUAAGAUGUGUGUGUGUGUGUGUGUGUGUGUGUGUGUGUGUGUGUGUGUGUGUUAAGAACCAGCUGACGAUAGUGUGUGAUCAGUGCUUCAUAGCCAGCAGAGGCGUAAGGCCUGCUUCCAUGUAACACACUGUUACACAGUAGAAGGCCCAAUGCCUUGGCCUCUAUCUUUUGUGUUCAUGCCAUACGGGACGAGGCUACCACUGGCCAGUCUGACAUAGUGAUUUGCUUCUUUUCACUUAGGGUCACCGUGAUCAUCUGUUAAUUGUCAGGGCUACACUACAGUACGCUAUGAAAAUAAACGUGUCAUUUGCUGUAUUAGCAAUGUACUUGCAGACCUGCAGAUGCCAUUUUUACAGAUUGGCACUUGCGAUAGGUGUCUCCUAAGGUGUCUCCAACGAUGACGUGAUGUCAAUAAAUUAUGUAUUGGCUUUAACACGUACACAUUCUUGAUGAAUAAGAUCCAAUGUGUUGUUUUAAUCUGAAAGGGACUUGUUUCCCCCACACAUCAUUUAACAUGGCAAUGGUUUAUGUCAAAGUUAAUCUGAGUAAAUCAUUAGAUGGACAUCCGUACAGACUAGAAUAGAACUUGCUUCCAAACAGUGGUUCGUUGAUUGAUUGGUUUACUUUAUUUUGUAGAUGAAUAAAGACAUGCAGAAGAACACUAUAUAUGUUGGGUCCAGCGAUUAGACAUUUAUUUUGUCCGUUCCCUUUUGUAGGUGAAAAGGCCCUGUCUCCAACUCUCUCCCCUGGUGGAAAAUCCUCCUUUGCUUUCAGCAGGAAAACGAAGAGGAUUCCUGCUGCCCUCAAGGAGGUGACUAGUCCACCACUCUAAAGUUCAAUUAGGGUCUCGUUCGUGUUCAUUAGGGGACACCAUAGGAAAACGUUUCGUACUGGAAAAUUAGCAUUUUCAGAUUCAAAUACCUCCCCGGGUUCAGACCGUUUUCAUCCAUUUGGUGCCCACUGAACACGACCCAUAUGUUACUGAUGAUUAGUCAGUGAUGCUAUCCAAUGAUCUUUGCUGUUUCAGGUGUCCGCAAACACAGUCAACUCGUCUAUGAGUGGUUACCUGCAGAGGUCAAAGGGCAAUAAGAAGCAGGGGAAGAGGCUUUGGUUCGUCAUCAAGAACAAGGUCCUGUAUACGUACGCUGCCAGUGAGGUAGGUGCUGCAGUAGACUAUAUUGUCAAUUCAUCUGAUCAAGAUUUUCUGACAAAGACCUUCUCAAUGUAUUCGACACCUGUUACUCACAUAGCACACAUGCCUCUGCUAUUCUAUAUUUUGAGACAUUAUUUAAGUUCUGUUCUUCUACAGGUUUUUUUUUUUUUUUUAAUAUAUGAAAAAGACAAGUGUUUGAGUUUAAUUCACCAAAAUCCAACUUCUCUCUCUCUCUCUCUCUCUCUCACUCUCACUCUCACUCUCACUCUCACUCUCACUCUCUCUCACUCACUCAUAGAACGUGGCAGCGUUAGAGAGCCAGCCAUUGCUGGGCUUCAUGUUGAAAGAGGAGGAAGAGGGUCCAGGGCCAGCAGCUCAGAAGCAGCAGUUCAAGCUCUAUCACAAAAACACGCUGCAUUACAUUUUCAAGGCCGACGACUGCCAAACCGCCCAA
Coregonus sp. 'balchen' is the source of this 19690-nucleotide messenger RNA. The record is from the annotation of a GenBank genome assembly. NCBI's taxonomy places the organism in Eukaryota, Metazoa, Chordata, Actinopteri, Salmoniformes, Salmonidae.